Molecule: messenger RNA, 3029 nt
Organism: Lineus longissimus
Lineage: Eukaryota; Metazoa; Nemertea; Pilidiophora; Heteronemertea; Lineidae
Product: arylsulfatase B-like
Exons: 8
Coding region: 292-2028 (578 amino acids)
Source: RefSeq, a predicted model, not a curated record
UGAGGCCAUGGGAAUGAUUAAUCCGGUUUAGCGUCCACCUCCCGCAUGGGUUCAGAGCGUCCUUCAAAUUUUUUUCAUUAUUUUUACAAAAAGCUCUUGUUUAAAUUCUGUAAGGAUCACUCAUUUUUUCACCAAGCUUUACAGGAGACAGGAGUGUUUAAUGGACAACUCUACAAAUACAUUCUCAUAGUGUUGACCCCAUACGUUUCAGAGCCCAGAUACAGGUGGUGAACUUGGUAUCCCUUUUAAUACAGCUAAAUAUCUGUGGUGUGUUUUCUGGGCUCCACCGUCAUGCAUCAAACCUGUUCCACCCUCGACUUUGCUGCAUUGUUCAAUUGCCUCCUACUAGCAGGGUGUGUCGUUGCUACAACCAGACCACACGUUGUGCUCAUUGUGGCUGAUGACUUGGGUUGGAACGAUGUCAGCUUCCAUGGGUCCCAGCAGAUUCCCACUCCAAACUUGGACAGGUUCGGCCACGCUGGGAUUAUCUUGAACAACUACUACACUCAGCAUAUCUGUACUCCGACAAGGAGUUGUCUGAUGACUGGGCGGUACCCGAUACAUCUAGGACUUCAGCACAGUGUCAUUGUUGGAUCACAGCCCUAUGGCCUUGGACUAAAUGAGACCAUACUGCCUCAGUACCUCAAGUCUCUCAACUACAGUACCCAUAUUGUGGGCAAGUGGCAUUUGGGAUUCUUUGCUAAAGAGUAUACACCAACUUAUCGCGGUUUUGAUGACCAUUUUGGUUACUGGCUUGGUGCGGAGGAUUAUUGGGAUCAUACAGCUGAAGGGAGCAGUAUAAGAGAAUGGGGCUUAGAUUUCCGUCGUAACAUGGAUGUUGUACGAGACGAGUUUGGUCAAUAUUCAACUGAACUAUUCACCAGAGAGGCAGAGAAUCUCAUCAGAAAACACAACCAGUCACAGCCCAUGUUCCUGUAUAUGGCCCACCAGGCGGUCCAUCGAGGCAACUAUCCUGACCCGAUGCAAGUCCCCUACAAAUACUAUGAACGGUUUCCACAUAUUCAGGAUCCAGGCAGGAGGAAAUAUGCUGGAAUGGUUUCUGCCCUCGAUGAGUCAUUUGGUAAUGUGACACGAGCCUUGAACGAGACUGGCAUGUUGAACAACUCUAUCAUCAUCUUCACCACAGAUAACGGAGGUCCAGCAGCUGGGUUUGAUUCAAACCAUGCAUCAAACUACCCACUCAGAGGACUGAAAGCCACUCUUUGGGAAGGCGGAGUACGCGGACCAGGCUUUAUCUACUCCAACCUGUUGAAAAACUCGGGCCGAACUUCCAACCAGCUGAUGCACGUUUCUGAUUGGCUGCCGACCAUCCUCAGUGCAAUAGAUGCUGAUAUCAAACCAAAUAACCCAGAUGGUUUCGAUAUGUGGCCAACCCUGAAUCAUGGCCUCGAGUCACCACGGAAGGAGAUUUUACAUAAUAUUGAUCCGACUGACAACAAUGCCGCUAUUCGUGUCGGAGAUUACAAGGCUAUUAUGGGCAGCCAGUCUUCCCGAAACAGCUGGUAUUUCCCAGAACAGGUCAGUGAAGAACUGGAAAAAAUGGAUGUUCAUAAUUCUCACGACUAUUCGCCAAACUUUAUAAAACAGUUCAAAAUGAAGUAUGAUGGAGACUAUGAUACAUUGACACUUCAGGAUAUUGUGAACCAUUUGAAUAAAAUAACCCUAAAACUUACUCAGAAAUAUCCAUACAUCAACAAAACCAGGGAUUCUCCCAUGGAAUCUCCGUUUGUUGUUAACUGUGGGCCGUUUCCUUCGAAUGCGAGGACCAACUGUAGACCUGGUGACGCCCCCUGUCUCUUUAAUGUCAAACUAGACCCCUGUGAGUAUCAUAAUCUUGCUGAUCAUGAGCCUGAGGUCUUGGAUCUGCUCUUAUUUCGAAUGUCUCUCUAUUCUGAGAGCGCCGUACCGAUCCGAAACCUGCCGGAGGAUCCAAUGGGCUAUCCGAAAAAUCAUGAUUUAGUUUGGACAAGCUGGGUCAACCUCACACAAGCAGAACUCUACCCCUAAACUUUGGAGGUAGAUCGUCCUAGAAAAAGGCAUCCUAGUCAUGCAGUCUUAUAAUCUUGGUGAAGUUGGAAGCUGAGGUCAAGACGGUUUGUGUAAAUGGCUAAAUUUUCAAUAAAGUUAUUGUUUUCAUAACCUUUAUCUAAUCACUGUAUACUUAGUGUGGAAUACCUAUUUUACAAAAGCUCACUGAUAAGUUAGAUAUAAUGUGAUAUUUUUGUACUUAUUUAUAACUGCACUCACUCUUGAUAAGCUGAACUAUGCAUUCCCGAUCUCAAAUUAUCUCGGUUUACAAAUUUUGUUGAAAGGGAGACUAUAGGCAGGACCAGGUAGGUCAGGUUAAGUUACAUGUGGUCACUGGGUCUCUCCUAUCUCAAGUAUGUUGAAACUAUUCAGACCUGAGCAAAGUUUAUUGCUGAAUCAAACAGGAGCCAGUCCCCUACAUGAUCAUAUCAGUCACCUGGAGACGACCAACGUUGACCCCCUGGCCACUGCCUAGUAAGCCCCUUAUUGAAGUGAUAUUAUGUUGUCUCAGAUUUUGAUAUUCUAUUAUUUAGGACCAAUGUGAGAUUUCACCUGACAAUCAGUAUUAUUUGGAAGUAUUGUACAUAUGAAACCUUCGCUCAUAGUGUUCAACUGGUCAUGGUGUACACGUGUCAUAGAUGGUCAUGGUGUGCACGUGUCAUAGAUGGUCAUGGUGUGCACGUGUCAUAGAUGGUCAUGCUGUACACGUGUCAUAGAUGGUCAUGGUGUGCACGUGUCAUAGAUGGUCAUGGUGUACACGUGUCAUAGAUGGUCAUGGUGUGCACGUGUCAUAGAUGGUCAUGGUGUACACGUGUCAUAGAUGGUCAUGCUGUACACGUGUCAUAGAUGGUCAUGGUGUACACGUGUCAUAGAUGGUCAUGGUGUACACGUGUCAUAGAUGGUCGUGCUGUACAUUGCACAUAGCUAUUUGAUUGAAAUAAAGUUCUAAUAAACACUUUCACAUCAUAGACUCGACAGUU